GGAAGGGGUGGGCCUGCGUGCCUUACGUUGAUCCCGCCCCUGCGGGUCCGUCGUAGCAUCUGCUUCCGGUUCUCAGGCUGAUUUGGCGGUGAGGAAAACCUGCGCUGGCCGAGGCCUGUUGGCAGGGCCUUGCCGGAGAUGGACAGCCGGAUUCCUUAUGAUGACUACCCAGUGGUUUUCCUGCCUGCCUAUGAGAAUCCCCCAGCAUGGAUUCCUCCUCAUGAGAGAGUAUACCACCCAGACUACAACAAUGAGUUGACCCAAUUUCUGCCUCGAAUCGUCACACUAAAGAAGCCCCCUGGAGCUCAGUUGGGAUUUAACAUCCGAGGAGGAAAGGCCUCCCAGCUAGGCAUCUUCAUCUCCAAGGUGAUCCCAGACUCUGAUGCACAUCGAGCAGGACUUCAGGAAGGGGACCAAGUCCUAGCUGUAAAUGAUGUGGAUUUCCAAGAUAUUGAGCAUAGCAAGGCUGUUGAGAUCCUGAAGACAGCUCGUGAAAUCAGUAUGCGUGUCCGCUUCUUUCCCUACAAUUAUCAUCGCCAAAAAGAAAGGACUGUGCACUAGAGAGCUGCAACCCACAGCCCUUCACAUGAAAGCUUCUAGGACAAGCUGGGCAGGCCUCAGGGAAGCCACAUAGUCUCAGACAUUUCCGAGACUACCAUAGGACCCUGUUUUCCCUCCUCUCCCUCCUAUUCUCUCCUCCAAAAAGGAAAAUGCCAUGCUGAAGAAA
Myotis daubentonii (Daubenton's bat) is the source of this 727-nucleotide messenger RNA. It is a transcript of the gene PDZD11, whose product is annotated as PDZ domain containing 11. The record is from RefSeq and is a predicted model, not a curated record. Gene Ontology annotation, molecular function: protein binding. NCBI's taxonomy places the organism in Eukaryota, Metazoa, Chordata, Mammalia, Chiroptera, Vespertilionidae.